AUGAAUUUUGUAAACAAACACAAAAUCAACUCAUAGUUGGCUGUGUUAUUUUAAAUUUUUGGUAAUUUUAGCAAUUUGGCAAAAAUGCGCAUUACCAGGCACUUGUCCCAGCUGUGGGAGAAGGGAACUCCCGUCGCUGGGCACCUGAACACCUAUUUCUUCUUUGCGCUGCUGCGUUUGCUCUUAGUGUUUGUGCCGCAAUUGGGCUACGUGCAUCCUGAUGAAUUUUUCCAGAGUGUCGAAGUCAUGACAGGCGAUCACUUUCGAUUGGAGCACACUCGCACCUGGGAGUUUAAUAACACGAUGCCAGUGAGGAGCAUAACGCUUCCUUGGGCUCUGCUCCGGAUACCAUGGAGUUUCUACGAAUUUGCGGCGUUGUAUGCGCGCAGCUAUUGGAAGGUGGAACUAAUCAAUAGCUAUGCGUAUUUGGUGUUUCCUCGCCUAAUCUACACGCUAAUCUCGUACAGCAAUGACUGGUGCUUGUAUCGCAUCUGUCGAUUGUAUGGACUGCGCCAUGAGAUUCGUCUGCUAGCAUUGGGGAGCUGCUGGGUGUUGCUUGUCUUUGGAACACGCACCUUCUCCAAUACUCUGGAACUGGCCAUGUGCUCCUGGUUGCUGUGGCUCGUUGCCGAGUCCAUGCUGAAGACCAAUACGGUGGUGUACAAGAAGGAAUAUCUGGAGGAGAAGUAUGACAAGGCGGCGUCGAUAAGUGAGCGUGUUAAGAUAUGGAAACUGAAAAAUGCUUUGCCGGCACACAAUCUACAGCACUUGUUCGCCAUGUCCAGCAUCUGCGUCGCCGGCGUCUUCAAUCGUCCCACAUUCCUACUCUUUGGUGCGCCCAUGGUAUUCUUCUGGCUGCUCCGCGGCAUGGGCACCCGGAGUGUCAACUUUCGGGACUUCAAUCUACGCAUUGGACUCUUCUGUGUGUGCGCCUUGCCAGCGCUGCUGCUGUUCAUCUUCUGUGAUUCGUUGUACUACCAGCACUUGACCGUCGGCGAGCUGCACAUGCUGCAGUUGGGCAUCGACAACUUUGUGUUCACGCCUUGGAAUUUCAUAAAAUACAAUCUGGACUCGGCUCAGACAGCCACGCAUGGCGUGCAUCCUUGCUAUGUGCAUCUACUGGUCAACAUGCCGCUGCUGUUCAAUGUUCUUGGCUUCGCUUCCCUGGUGGCCUUUGCUCAGCUGCUGUUGCGCUUCUUUUGCGCUGAAUACCAGCUGCUGCCGCGCUUCCAGAGCAUUGUCUCGCUGAUGUCGGGUGCCAUAUUUGUGCCGCUCUUCUUUUUGUCGCUAAUCAAUCAUCAGGAGCCACGCUUUCUGCUGCCUCUCACAUUCCCGCUGCUGCUGCUACACGCACCUAAGCUAGUUACUGGAUUCAGCGCGACAUAUCCCUUCCAGACACAGCAUCGGUUGCUUCGGUGGCUCUACGAACGAAUCCUCUCCAGACAAGCCUCAGCUCCGCAUCUCUUGCGCAUCUGGUAUGUGUGCAAUGUGGUGAUGACGCUCUUCUUCGGAUUCAUUCACCAGGCGGGCAUAUUUCCACUGGCCCAGCAGAUGUCUCGCGUGGUGGCCACGAAGCCAACCGCCACCCACGUGCAUCUGCUCACAUCCCACACAUACAGUCUGCCAUUACAUCUGGUGAACGUGCCCAGCUCGCGAGUCUUACACUUCAAUCCACAGACGCAUCAACGCUAUCGACAUCAGCGCGACUUCUUUCUGUAUGAAUAUGGAGGUCUGGCAUUGGACACUGUGAUGCACAAGGUCAAGCUGAUUUCGGGCAACUGCGAGCUGAAGCGCAAUGGACCGAAUCGACUACGAUAUAAGAUGUAUCUGGCUCUGCCUGCUUCAUUGAGUGGUGAGCUGCACGAGGCGCUGAAACGUUCGAAUGCCAGCAGCUAUCUGAACUUCGAGUUGCUGUCUGUCUUCUAUCCGCAUCUCUCGACGGAGGCCUUUCCACGCUUGCAGGGUCGCCAUCCCUGCGAUGUGGAUGCACCACAUUGGACGCAUGAUGAUUUGAAGGGCACUUGUGCCGUGGAGCAACCGCCCAACUUUAGCUUAUCCUAUUUAAGUCGACAAUUCAGCUCGAUUGUCCAUCAGUUUGGAUUAGCUCUUUACGAAAUUGACGUGCGACGUAAACAGCCACGGCAUGAAACGCAUAUGUUCCAUGAGGACACCGCAUCAGGAACGCCGAUGCCUAAGUCACCAGCGUAACCACUGGACGUGACAGUGGCUGGGUAGUUUGCAAUUCCUGUCCAAAGUGUGUCUUAUAUAAUACCAAAGAUUAAGCUAAGCAUUCACUCAAUCACAAAUUUGCUAUUCUAGUCAACAAAUGUAUUUCUUUGUAUAUUGAAUGACAAAAACAUUCCCGAUUUUACCCAUAAUAUCUUUGCCCAUUUAAUUGGUUUAUUAGAAUAAUUUUUAGACUAAUUCACAUCUAUUAUCAUUAAACGCUUUCUAA
Molecule: messenger RNA, 2455 nt
Organism: Drosophila sulfurigaster albostrigata
Lineage: Eukaryota; Metazoa; Arthropoda; Insecta; Diptera; Drosophilidae
Gene: PIG-Z
Product: GPI mannosyltransferase 4
Exons: 2
Coding region: 85-2208 (707 amino acids)
Biological process (GO): GPI anchor biosynthetic process
Cellular component (GO): endoplasmic reticulum membrane
Molecular function (GO): alpha-1,2-mannosyltransferase activity
Source: RefSeq, a predicted model, not a curated record